GACUCUCCGAUGGUAACAACGGCAACGUCUAACAUUACGGCCUCGAACUUCUAGUAGGCUAUGUGAUUAUGUAUUUUUAUAGAUACUAAUAACAAUGAAGAAAUACGCAAUCAUUGUAGACGAGAAAAAUGAAAAAAGAGUGGUUCCAAGUAAAUGGAUGAUGAAUAAUAAUUCAACUCUACUGUGGCCACCUUACAAAAAUACGGAGAAAAUUCGAAGAGCUAUUUUACAACUGGAAGAUCCCUCAGACGGAUUGGGAAGACUAUCAAGUUGAUUUUAUAAAAAGCAAAGGUUACUAUUGCAAAACUAACUAAUACAUGCUCCUUAAUUUUAACAUCGCAGUGGGGUUUGAAGUAAUUUUUACUUUCCCUACGAACAAAUUAAAUGGAAUUCCAUGAUUAUGUUGAAGCUGUGGCUGAAAUCAUAGCUAACUUAGAUGAACUAAGUGGGAGUAGCGAUGCUGAAAAAAUGAAGAAAUCCAGGAAAAGGAGAAAGAAAAUUUCUCAUCAAGGUCUUGAUUUUAAUCUUGGUUAUAUCAGAAUGAUAGUGCAUAUACCUAUAGAAGUAGGUGUUGAAUUGUUUAUGACAUUUUAUCAAUUUCCUAUGGACACAAAAAAUAAGGAAAAAAUGGAACUGGUUGUUCACUUCCGAAAAAUGUCUUAUCUUUGGAGAGGAUGGAACUCUGUGCAAAGGAUGAGGAGGAUGUGGAAUUCAUGGUGCAAAAAGCAGCAGAAAUUGCUGCACAUCACCUCGACAUUGGGGACAUCGAGAAAUAUCUCCUAGGUCUCUGGCUGUUGCAAGACAGCCAUUGCAAUAUACAAUGUGUC
Coccinella septempunctata (seven-spotted ladybird) is the source of this 827-nucleotide messenger RNA. RefSeq lists its product as uncharacterized. NCBI's taxonomy places the organism in Eukaryota, Metazoa, Arthropoda, Insecta, Coleoptera, Coccinellidae. The transcript is spliced from 4 exons. Bases 385 to 783 code for a protein of 132 amino acids. The record is from RefSeq and is a predicted model, not a curated record.